Messenger RNA from Urocitellus parryii (Arctic ground squirrel), 1093 nucleotides. The record is from RefSeq and is a predicted model, not a curated record. Lineage: Eukaryota; Metazoa; Chordata; Mammalia; Rodentia; Sciuridae.
CUUCCCCGGCUGUCAUCUGUGGCCCCCGGCGCUCGGGCAGGGGUGGCCGUGUCUAUUGGCGGAGAGGCAGGCAGGGCGGGUCGCCACGAGCUGCUGCGGGCGAGGCUGAGCGGGUGGAGGCCGGCAGCCGGCCGGGGAGGCACAGUCUGGGCUGCUGCAUACCGGUCUGGCCAUGGCAGCGGCACCUCUGAAAGUGUGCAUCGUGGGCUCGGGGAACUGGGGUUCAGCUGUUGCAAAAAUAAUUGGUAAUAAUGUCAAGAAACUACAGAAGUUUGCCUCCACAGUCAAGAUGUGGGUCUUUGARGAAACRGUGAAUGGGAGAAAACUGACAGACAUCAUAAAUAAUGACCAUGAAAAUGUCAAAUAUCUCCCUGGACACAAGCUGCCAGAAAAUGUGGGCAUAGACGAGGGCCCCGAGGGACUGAAACUCAUUUCUGACAUCAUCCGGGAGAAGAUGGGCAUUGACAUCAGUGUGCUGAUGGGCGCCAACAUUGCCAGCGAGGUGGCUGCGGAGAAGUUCUGUGAGACCACCAUUGGCAGCAAAAUCAUGGAGAAUGGCCUUCUCUUCAAAGAACUUCUGCAAACCCCCAAUUUCCGAAUAACUGUGGUUGAUGAUGCAGACACDGUUGAACUUUGUGGUGCUCUUAAGAACAUUGUGGCCGUGGGAGCUGGGUUCUGCGAUGGCCUCCUCUGUGGAGACAACACCAAAGCCGCCGUCAUCCGCCUCGGCCUCAUGGAAAUGAUCGCUUUUGCCAGGAUCUUCUGCAAGGGCCAGGUGUCCACAGCCACCUUCCUGGAGAGCUGCGGGGUGGCCGACCUGAUAACCACCUGCUACGGAGGGCGGAACCGCAGGGUGGCAGAGGCAUUCGCCAGAACCGGGAAGACCAUUGAAGAAUUGGAGAAGGAGAUGCUGAAUGGGCAGAAGCUCCAAGGACCUCAGACUUCUGCUGAAGUAUACCGCAUCCUCAAACAGAAGGGACUCAUGGAUAAGUUUCCAUUGUUUACUGCCGUGUAUCAGAUCUAUAUUGGACCAACCUGCUCUCCACCAGAAGCCUAUGAGCAUUCUCAUUUCUCCACGUUGGACGUCACCUAG